Procambarus clarkii (red swamp crayfish) is the source of this 630-nucleotide messenger RNA. The record is from RefSeq and is a predicted model, not a curated record. Lineage: Eukaryota; Metazoa; Arthropoda; Malacostraca; Decapoda; Cambaridae.
AUGAUAUUAGUUUUACCUCGCUUUCUCAUUAAGUGCCUCUUGCAGGAGACGAUGUCAGCUGUGAGGACAGCAAUAGAAGACAACACGACCAACAGGAAACGUCCGCGACACUGCCGAGACCUUCUGACCGCCGGCGACAACGGGGCCGGCAUUCGGCAGGUGUACCCGUUCCUCAAACACCCGUAUGUCUCCGUCACCGUUUACUGUGACCAAACUGUCGAUGGCGGCGGCUGGACCGUAUUUCAGAGACGCCGCAACCUUACUGAACGGGAAGAUUUUUACCGUACAUGGGUCGAGUAUCAGCUUGGAUUUGGUCAUCUAGAGGGCGAGUUCUGGCUGGGUCUCGACCUUCUCCACGAGCUCACUUCUGUCACUCUUCAGGAAAUGAGGAUUGACCUCAAGGAUUAUGAGGGAGAACAACGAUGGGCAAAGUACGGACGCUUCAAUAUAGGGUCUCCUGACACAAAUUAUCGCAUCAGCGUCGGAAGGUACACGGGCGACGCAGGAGAUGGGCUGGAAGGCGGCAUGCACGAUGGGUACCCCUUCUCCACCCACGAUGCUGACCACGAAAGUAAUAGUUUAAACUGUGCUAGCAAGUAUGUAUCCUCAGAUUCACUUGACUACAUGUGA